ACUCAGUCGUCGCAGUGCACGGGAGAGACCAGCCGUCGCCACACUCACAGGAACAGUGAGCUAAGUCACUUCAGUUUGUAAGGAACGAAUAUCAAACAAGAUGGCAAACCGUGGUCAAGCUUUCGGCAUGUCAGCCAAGGUCGCCGCCAAGAUCGCCGGCAAGAGAGAUAUGGAGAAGGAGGCCGAGGCCGCUGAGUGGAUCUCCACGAUCAUCGGCGAACCCGUGCAGGGAUCGUUCGAGGACUGGGCGAGAAACGGAGUCGUGUUGUGCAAGCUCAUGAACAAGCUGUUGCCCGGAUCCGUGAAGAAGAUCACAGAGAGCGGCGGCGACUUCAAGAUGAUGGAGAACAUCACUAACUUCCAGACUGCCGCCAAGAAGUACGGCGUGCCCGAGAUCGACUGCUUCCAGACCGUUGACCUGUGGGAAAAGAGGAACAUCGCUCAAGUGCAGCAGUGCAUCUUUGCCGUUGGCCGGCAGGGUCAGACCAAGCCCGGAUACAACUUCCCCAUCAUCGGCCCAAAGAUGUCCGAGGAAAACAAGAGGGAGUUCACCGCGGAGCAGCUGAGAGCCGGAGAGGGACACGUUGGUCUCCAGGCUGGCCAGAACAAGGGAGCCACGCAGGCAGGACAGAACUUCGGUGCACAACGACACAUGUAAACCAUCACCUCAUCACCAGACGGCGUUGAUCAGAUAAAGAUGUCAGCUUCGAAACAUUUCGCUUUCAACACACGCGCUAACAGAAUCUCAGCUCCUUGAUAUUAUCAAGAGUACGUAAUAGGAUGAUCUCCCAUUAUGUACUCUUGAUAUUAUGUUUAAAAACAAAACAAAAACAUUUACACAAAAAAUAUUUAUGUAAGCAAGAUGGCGCCACUAUAUUCAACACGAAAACAUUAUUGUAAAUAUGCCCAUGUCCGCACACGACCAGCGUGACUUCAUACACGGCUAACUCACUGACCUCUGACGUCAUGUGACCUUUAUUAUUUAUUAUUAUCAUUCUCUUCUGUAAGCGUAUAUUUAUUUUUGAGCGCGCGUGGAAUUAUUUAUGAUCACGACUUGAUGAUGAUUAUCGCCGUUUCAUUUGCAUAUCAACAUGAAGAUCAUUGAAUCGAUUUAAUAUUGAUAUCGGUGUUGGUAUUGGUAUCGGUAUUGAUAUUGACACUGGUAUUGGUAUCGGUAUACAAAUUGGUGCUGAUAUUGGUAUUGUUAUUGGUAUUGGUAUUGGUAUUGAUAUCUGUAUCGAUGUUUUAUCUCAUUAGGCAGUGGAAUCCAUACCUGCACUGUUCCACGUUCGUACGUAGCAUUUCCUCCUCAUAGCGACUGGGUCAGAUUGUUUAUUCGUUUAAGAAAGGAAAGGUUGUUAAAACACAUAGCUAAACACGUUGUUUAAAAAAAAACCGCAUAGUUUGUUCGGCAAGUUGUGUGUAAAAAACACGUUGUUAAAACACAUUUAAACGCGUCGUCGUAAAACGCAUAGUUUGUGAAACAGGUUGUGUUAGAGACACGUGGAUAAUCGCGCUGUGUUCACUGACGGCCUAUUUCUACACACAGUAUAUAUAUGUUCGUCGUUCUUCCAACUCGAGCCGUGCCUGAAGUCACACCUACCCUGUACAUCGCUCGUCUGCGACUCCCACCCUGUACAUCGCUCGUCUGCGACUCCCACCCUGUACAUCGCUCGCCUGCGUCUCCCAGUUCCAUCUGAUGAAAUAAAUCGUAUCGCCAGCGUCAUCUGUGCGAUGAGGAAGAGAGGGCGCGCGCAUCGCAUGCAGACCAUGCACCGAGCAGAGUAGGUUACCGGUCAUACAGAAAAAAAUAAAUAUCUUGUUUUACAAAUAAAAAUA
This is a messenger RNA of Priapulus caudatus, 1839 nucleotides long. Its product is annotated as muscle-specific protein 20-like. The record is from RefSeq and is a predicted model, not a curated record. Gene Ontology annotation, biological process: actomyosin structure organization. Gene Ontology annotation, molecular function: actin binding. The transcript has 7 exons. The coding region runs from base 101 to 658 and encodes 185 amino acids. NCBI's taxonomy places the organism in Eukaryota, Metazoa, Priapulida, Priapulimorpha, Priapulimorphida, Priapulidae.